AUGGGCUCGUUGCAACAAGUAGUCAAGCCGUUUCCGCCGGGCAUUCAUGUGCCUUGUCUGACCUGGUUCAGCAGCAACGACGCUCAAGAUAUCGACUGGGACUUGCAAGAGCAGCACUUGAGAUUUUUGAUCACUUCUGGCCUUCAUGGGGUUGUGUUGGCCGGGACAAAUGGCGAAGCUGUGACAUUAACAAAGGAGGAAAAAAUCAAGCUCAUCACAUUAACAAAGCGCGUCGCUGCCGAAGUUGGGCAACCGGAUAUUACAAUUACUCUGGGAAGUAAUGGACAGUGCACACGAGAUGUCAUCGCCGAGACCAAGAUGGCGCAAGAAGCGGGCGCAGACUAUGUUUUGGUUCUCGUGCCCAGCUACUUCCACUUUGCAAUGAGCAAGGAUGCCAUUGUUGCGUUCUUCGAAGAGACAGCUGAUUCAAGCCCGCUCCCCAUCCUGAUAUACAACUAUCCCGGUGUAGUUGCAGGACUCGACGUCGACUCCGAAAUGCUGGACCGCCUUGCCAAGCAUAAGAACAUAGUCGGCGUGAAACUGACAUGUGGUGGUAUUGCCAAAGUAUCGCGCAUCGCUGCCACUUACAGCCCCGAGGACUUUAGUGCCCUUGCAGGUCAGAGCGAUUGGCUUCUUCCAGCACUAUCAGUUGGAGGUACAGGCACGAUUACCGGAAUAGCAAAUCUAUAUCCCAGGACCUGUAUCCAAAUCUACGACCUUUUCAAGGCUGGUAAAGUCAAAGAGGCUACCACAUUACAACUGGACCUAUCGAAGAUGGAAUGGGGUUUCGCCAAAGGUGGAAUCAAUGGUACCAAAUGGGUGGUAGCGAAGUUGCGUGGGUAUCCUCAAGAGAGCUGCCAUUGUAGGCGACCAUACCCAAAAUUUGACAACGCGGCGCAGCAAGAGUGGAUUGUUGGUGUUGCUGGCGCUCUGGAGGCAACUGAGAAAAGCAUCGCCAAACUUUCAGUGUAA
Messenger RNA from Trichoderma atroviride IMI 206040, 972 nucleotides. RefSeq lists its product as uncharacterized. Gene Ontology annotation, molecular function: 4-hydroxy-tetrahydrodipicolinate synthase activity. The record is from RefSeq and is a predicted model, not a curated record. NCBI's taxonomy places the organism in Eukaryota, Fungi, Ascomycota, Sordariomycetes, Hypocreales, Hypocreaceae.